This is a messenger RNA of Oncorhynchus gorbuscha (pink salmon), 3509 nucleotides long. Its product is annotated as homeobox-containing protein 1-like. Gene Ontology annotation, cellular component: nucleus. Gene Ontology annotation, molecular function: double-stranded telomeric DNA binding. Gene Ontology annotation, biological process: positive regulation of DNA-templated transcription. The transcript is spliced from 11 exons. NCBI's taxonomy places the organism in Eukaryota, Metazoa, Chordata, Actinopteri, Salmoniformes, Salmonidae. The record is from RefSeq and is a predicted model, not a curated record. Bases 387 to 2120 code for a protein of 577 amino acids.
AACACUUUAUAAAAAAUAAAUAAAUAAAAAUAUCCGACUGGGAAAAAAUGUAUAUUAAGUCAUCCAACUUGGAAUUCCAACUCGGGAGCUAGGACCUGAAGAUCACUGAUUUGAUCUCGCAUUUUUCUGAGUUUCCAGUUGUUUUGAAUGCGGCUAUAGAGUACCACAGUAUGGGUCAUAAUACCCAUAAAUGUAGCGGUCAAACAUGGAAAUGGUUCCAAUUGUUUUCCCGCCAUUCAUUUUUCCUCAUAGGGGAUUUUAGAAACAUUUCAAAUAAGAGCUGUGUUUCGUUGCUUACCCUGGCGUGAUGUUUUGAUAACUGUGUAAAGCUCUCUAGGACAAAGUUACUUUUUAUAAAUAUAUUUGCCUGUAUUUACCCCCCAAUAAUGCAUUGCAAAUUAGCUGCUAAUAUGGCUAUCAUAAAGGACUACAAAUGCCAUGAUGACCUGGACGAGACUGCUGAAUCGAGGCAAAGGAUGUCUCAGUUCACCGAUGAGCCUCGCUUCACCAUCGAGCAGAUUGACCUGCUCCAACGGCUGAGGAGGACGGGGAUGACCAAGCCAGAGAUCCUCCACGCCCUGGAUACCCUGGACAGACUGGACCGCCAGCACGGACACAAGUUUGGACGCCGCCCCCAGACGCAGCCCCAGCCUGUCGGUCAGGGACCGACGUCCAAUAGCAAUGCUAAUAUGACGUCGUCUUCCUCGUCCAAUAAUGUUGUGGCGUCCUCGUCGACGUCCACGGCCGCCACACAGACUGGUUACCAGGCGAAUGGGAGUGGCGGGAGUGGUCUGUCGCCGUCACCUAGCAACAACUAUGAUAUGUCGCCGCCCCCUCCGGCGGUUGUAUCUGCCCCUGUUGCUUUGGCAGCGGUGGCUCAGAACGGGGUUGGUGGUGGCGGAGAGAUUGUUGCCAUGACGAACGGAAAGCUGUCUCCACCACGGUUUCCUAUCAGUGUUAGUGCGGUUAGUGGUGGCGUGACGGGGAGAGGCUACGGGUUUGAGGCCAGCGAGGAGGAACUAGACGUGGACGACAAAGUGGAGCAGCUCAUGAGAAGGGACAGUGCCAUAAUCAAGGAGGAGAUCAAGGUAUUCCUGGGGAACAGGCGCAUCUCUCAGGCCGUGGUGGCUCAGGUCACAGGUAUCAGUCAGAGUCGUAUCUCCCACUGGCUGCUCCAGCAGGGCUCGGACCUCAGUGAACAGAAGAAGAGGGCCUUCUACCGCUGGUACCAGUUGGAGAAGACCACCCCGGGUGCCACUCUGACGAUGCGGCCUGCCCCCAUGUCUCUGGAGGAUGUGGUUGAGUGGCGGCAGACUCCGCCCCCUAUAAGCUCCACCCCCGGGAGCUUCCGUCUGCGCCGAGGCAGUCGGUUCACCUGGAGGAAAGAAUGUCUGGCUGUGAUGGAGAGUUACUUCAAUGACAACCAGUACCCUGAUGAAGCUAAAAGAGAGGAGAUCGCUAACGCCUGCAACGCUGUCAUCCAGAAACCAGGGAAGAAGCUGUCUGAUCUGGAGAAAGUCACGUCUCUGAAGGUCUACAACUGGUUUGCCAACCGCCGCAAGGAGAUCAAGAGACGCGCCAACAUAGAAGAAGCAGCAAUCCUGGAGAGUCAUGGGAUCGACGUCCAGAGUCCUGGAGGACACUCCAACGGCGAUGACAUUGAGGGGAAUGACUUCCCUGACCAGGGCUGUGAAGUCCCUCUGUUUGAGAAGAGGGCUGUUACCAGACCCUUCAGUCGACUAGAUCUGUCCUCUCCCACACAGGUGCCCACCCUGCUGCCCAGCUGGCUGGCGGCUUGGCCCGGCUCGGGCAGGGGGGGCUUGGCUGCCCAGAGGGCUAGCUCUCUGAUUGGCCGCUCCUUGCUCUCUGGGUGGGGUCUCGCUCAGGGGGCGGGGAUGGAAGGUUCCAGACUGACAGGUGUGUCCUGGUCUCCCCCUUCCCCCCAGGAUGAUGACUCCACCAAUCACAGCAAUGCCCUGGAGCACCAGGAUCCCAUCGCCCUUGCUGUGGAGAUGGCGGCCGUCAAUCACAGCAUCCUCGCCCUGGCAACGCAGGCGGGGGGAGGAUUGGCCCUGGGCGGGACAGGAAGUGACAUCAAAACAGAGGUGCUGGACGACUAGGGAUGAGAGAGACACAUGUAAUUCUGCAUUCAGAAUCAAAUGGGAAGGUGGUAAUUACCAGUUGUGAAGUCGCAAAAACGUGUUUGGAUGCAUUCACGCGCUUUGAACUCGUUGAGAAACGUACAGCUAUAAUGCUUGUAAACAAAUUAGUGUUCAAAAAACAUUAAUAUAACUAUAAAAAGCAAUGUUUUGUUGUUGCAUUUAACUGCCAAAAAUGCUGUUAUCGAAGUCAUUUCCUUAGGUGACGUCAGAGUUCAGGAAUGAUAGACGGGUUUCCCAUUAGCAGCUACCAGUCAGUCGUAUAUGGUAAAUACCACAUUCCCACUUGGUUAUGAACGCAACAUAUGAUUGUGUGUGCGCACGAGCGUGCGUGCGUGCACGUGAGGAUGAGGCUAUAGUAGAGUAGGAAAAAUAUUUGUUGGGAGCAAGUAGAGCUUGUUGGAACAUUAUACUGUAAAUGAUGACCAAAAGUAAUGCAUAGGCUUAGAGACUGUCAAAGCUAAGGUAACAGGUCUCCCCUUACCUCUACCACCCCAUUUCCUAACCCCUUUAGACUGUUCUAGAGGUAUUGUGUUGGGAGGCCUGGCCCUAAAGUUGUCUAUGAAACAGUCAUACAGUGUAUGUACAGUGUGUGAGGUAUAUUAUGCUCUUGUCUGUGUGAGUCUAAAGAAUCAGAAUAGGUUAUUAUGGAAACCUGGACACCUCCCUCUAAGCAUAGAGGACUCCUGCCUUGGCACCUUCUCCCCCAACGUGUGCAGUAUGCUAUUUGAUUCCUUGACUCCUCGCUCACUCUGUCUUUCUUCUCCACCUCACCCAGACAUAUUCUCUUUCUAUGUAUAGUCUUCUCUUUGGCUUUGCCUCUUACACUCUGUUCGCCCCUCCCUUUCCCCUCUCAUCUGUCUGCCCCUUUUCAUUUGUCUCCAUCGUCGCAGUAUAAGGGAGAGAGAGGUGAGGGUUCUCAACAGGCCUCUGUAAUCCCUAAAAUGUAUAAAUAUAUCCCCUUGUUGUAGCACUACCUAAGCUGGGUAGGUUUUUAAAGCAAGUGAAAAUCCGACAUUCAUUAUAUUAUUGCUUGAGAGAGAGAGGACUCGUGCAAGCUAGUGAAAGGGGCCAUACGUGGUUGUUAUGGGGGGUAACUAUAAGCAUAUUGAAGCUGUACCCAAACCAUUUGUUUUUAGCUUUUAACCGUAGCUUAGUCUGUUCCCUUAAAUUAAGGUGUCAUAAUCAUGUUCCCCAGUUGAGAGAGAAUGCGUUACUACACUGUUCAAAAAAUAAAGGGAACACUUAAACAACACAUUGUAACUCCAAGUCAAUCACACUUCUGUGAAAUCAAACUGUCCACUUAGGAAGCAACACUGAUUGACAAUACAUUUCACAUGCUGUUGUGCA